Messenger RNA from Leucoraja erinaceus (little skate), 15359 nucleotides. It is a transcript of the gene herc1, whose product is annotated as HECT and RLD domain containing E3 ubiquitin protein ligase family member 1. The transcript is spliced from 78 exons. Bases 155 to 14878 code for a protein of 4907 amino acids. Gene Ontology annotation, molecular function: protein binding; ubiquitin-protein transferase activity. The record is from RefSeq and is a predicted model, not a curated record. Lineage: Eukaryota; Metazoa; Chordata; Chondrichthyes; Rajiformes; Rajidae.
GGCCCGGAUGUGGAAUUAGUAAAUACGGUGGUUUAACCCGUGCGCUGCUGGUGAGGCGAGGCCAGGCCGGACUAGACUAGACCCAGACGAGGCGGGGUAGAUUGCGGCUGUGGGCAAGUCGGAGGGCUGUCCAAUGGCAAUAAAGUGAUCAAUCAUGGCUCUAAUGAUCCCCACAGUCAAGCUAAAAUGGCUGGAGCAUCUCAACAGCUCCUGGAUCACAGAAGACAGUGAGUCCAUUGCCACAAGAGAAGGUGUUUCUGUUUUGUACAAUAAGCUAGCUAACAGUAAGGAAGUGAUACCACUACCACAGCAAGUACUCUGCCUUAAGGGACCCCAGUUACCAGAUUUUGAACGCGAGUCCCUCUCUAGUGAUGAACAAGAACAUUAUCUGGAUGCUCUCCUCAGUAGCCAGCUGGCUCUGGCAAAGAUGGUUUGCUCAGAUUCACCAUUUGCCGCAGCCCUUCGGAAACGAUUACUUGUGUUGCAGCGUGUUUUUUAUGCUCUUUCCAACAAAUACCAUGACAAAGGUAAAGUUAAACAGCAGCAGCAUUCGCCCGAAAGCAGUUCUGGAUCAAUUGACAUCCAUUCUGUCAGUGAACGCCCAAGAUCCAGUACAGAUGCUCUAAUUGAGAUGGGUGUUCGGACUGGAUUGAGUUUAUUGUUUGCACUAUUACGACAGAGCUGGAUGGUGCCUUCUACAGUGCCAGGGCUCAACCUCUGCAAUGAUGUUAUCCAUACAGCAAUAGAUGUGAUUAGCUCUUUACCACCACUAUCUUUAGCAAAUGAAAGCAAAAUUCCUGCAAUGGGACUGGACUGCUUAUCUCAAGUAACGACAUUCCUGAAGGGAGUUACAAUGCCGAACUCGGGAGCUGAUAUUUUGGGGAGAAGACUAGCAUCAGAACUGCUGCUUGGACUUGCAGCCCAGCGGGGUUCUCUGCGAUACUUUUUAGAGUGGAUAGAAAUGGCAUUGGCUGCAUCUGCUGCUGUUAGUACCAUGGAAAUAACAAAACCGUGUGCGAGUCGGGAAGGAAUGAUCGGCUAUGAUUGUUUCAUGAAUAUUCUCAUGCAGAUGAGGCGUUCUUUGGGUUCAUCAGCUGAUCGGAGUCAGUGGCGCGAGCCUACCAGAACGCCUGAUGGUUUGUGCUCAUUAUAUGAGGCAGCUCUCUGCCUCUUUGAAGAGGUGUGUCGAAUGGCCUCGGACUACUCCAGGACGUGCGCAAGCCCUGAUAGUUUGCAGAGUGGCGACACUCCAAUGGUGUCGGAAACAUGCGAAGUAUAUGUUUGGGGUAGCAACAGCAGUCAUCAGCUAGUUGAGGGAACGCAGGAAAAAAUUCUGCAGCCAAAACUAGCUUUAAGUUUUGCUGAUGCGCAAACUAUUGAAGCUGGACAGUAUUGCACGUUUGUCAUUGCAUCUGAUGGAUCAGUAAGAGCAUGUGGCAAAGGCAGUUAUGGAAGGCUUGGUCUCGGCGACUCAAAUAACCAAUCAACUUUGAAAAAAUUAACCUUUGAGCCACAUCGAGCUAUCAAAAAAAUCUCCUCAUCAAAAGGCUCUGAUGGUCAUACCCUGGCCUUUACCACAGAGGGGGAAGUCUUCAGCUGGGGUGACGGUGACUAUGGCAAACUUGGGCAUGGUAACAGUUCAACACAGAAAUACCCUAAACUCAUUCAAGGACCUCUCCAAGGGAAAGACGUUGUAUGUGUCUCUGCUGGCUACAGACACAGUGCAGCUGUCACAGAAGAUGGUGAAUUGUAUACCUGGGGUGAAGGGGACUUUGGAAGAUUAGGCCAUGGUGAUAGCAAUAGUCGUAACAUCCCCACCUUGGUGAAGGAUAUAAGCAAUGUAGGUGAAGUAUCUUGUGGAAGCUCGCACACCAUUGCGUUAUCUAAAGAUGGACGAACAGCGUGGUCUUUUGGGGGAGGUGACAAUGGUAAACUGGGUCAUGGUGAUACGAAUCGAGUUUAUAAACCGAAGGUUAUUGAAGCCUUGCAAGGAAUGUUCAUUCGUAAAGUCUGUGCUGGGAGCCAGUCUUCACUUGCUUUGACAUCAACUGGCCAGGUAUAUGCUUGGGGCUGUGGUGCUUGUCUCGGAUGUGGCUCUUCGGAAGCUACUGCUUUGAGACCCAAACUUAUUGAGGAACUAGCGACAACAAGAAUAGUUGACCUCUCGAUAGGAGACAGCCACUGUUUGGCGCUUUCACACGAUAAUGAGGUUUACGCUUGGGGUAAUAAUUCUAUGGGGCAAUGUGGCCAGGGAAACUCAACCGGUCCCAUCACCAAACCUAAAAAAGUGAUUGCUUUGGAUGGCGUGGCAUGUCAGCAGAUCUCUGCUGGGACUUCACACAGCCUAGCUUGGACCGCAUUGCCCAGGGACAGGCAAGUGGUGGCAUGGCACAGACCUUACUGUGUAGAUUUAGAAGAAAGCACCUUCUCUCACUUGCGAUCGUUUCUCGAGUGGUACUGUGAUGGCAUCAACAGUGAAGUUCCACCUCUCCCCUUCCCUUCGUCCAGGGAACAUCAUAAUUUUCUUAAGCUAUGUCUCAAACUGCUGUCCAACCAUCUGGCCCUGGCUUUAGCUGGCGGUGUAGCUACCAGUAUCCUUGGGAGACAGGCCAGACCACUGCGUAAUCUGCUUUUCAGACUAAUGGACUCCUCUGUUCCUGAUGAAAUUCAAGAGGCUGUUAUAGAGACAUUGUCUGUGGGUGCUACGAUGUUACUUCCACCACUGCGGGAAAGGAUGGAGCUGCUACAUGCACUGCUUCCACAGGGUCCUGAUCGAUGGGAAAGCUUAACAAAAGGACAGAGAAUGCAGCUGGAUAUUAUUCUCACCAGCUUGCAGGACCACACCCACGUGGCUUCUUUGCUGGGUUACAGCUCUCCUCCCGAUGUUGAAGCCUCCUCUACAGGGCCAAGUUACAGCAGCUUCCCUGACACAUCGUUCACCUCCCAGGCCAGUCAUCCUGAUACUCAUUUGGCAGAGAUCUUGAUGAAAACACUGCUGAGGAAUUUAGGAUUCUACACAGAUCAAGCUUUUGGAGAACUCGAAAAAAAUAGUGACAAGCAACUAUUGGGAACUUCAUCAGCAGAAAACAGCCAGCCAGCUCACUUACACGAGCUCCUGUGCUCCCUGCAGAAGCAACUUCUGGCAUAUUGCCACAGCAACAGUGUCAAUGAGAGCUCCAGCAGCGUGGCAUUGUUACACAAACACCUUCAGCUCUUGCUGCCUCAUGCAACUGAGAUUUACACCCGUUCUGCAACGCUGCUGAAGGAAAGCUCCUGGAAUGGAAGUGUCCGGGACAAGCUUCAAGGAGUCCUGUAUGGAUCGGCAGCUGGGAGCAUGGUGUGUCAGAUCAUUAAUUCUCUAUUGUUGCUGCCUGUCUCUGUGGCGCGGCCUUUGCUAAGCCACCUGCUGGAUUUACUACCAUCAUUGGAUCGUUUAAACCGACUUUUACCGGCGGCAGGCUUUUUAGAGGAACAGGAGCUGCAAUGGCCACUGCAUGGUAAUCCUGAAUGUGUUGACCCUGAGGAUUUGGCCAUUCCACACCCUGCCCAGUCUUGGGUCUGGAUGGUGGAUCUGGAGAGAACGGUUGCACUACUCGUGGGCCGAUGUCUUGGUGGAAUGUUGCAGGGUUCACCGACGUCACCAGAGGAACAAGACACGGCUCACUGGUUGAAAACGCCGCUCUUCAGCAAUGGAUUGGAAAUGGAUCACUCUCAGCUAGAUAAAUGCAUGAGCUCUCUGCUAGAAGUUGCACUGUCUGGAAAUGAAGAACAGAAACCUUUUGAAUAUAGCCUUGGAGCAGAGAACGUAAUGCUUGUUGAUCUGGCUUUGGGCUCCAGCAAAGAACCUGUCAAUGCUCUGUGGCUCAAAAUGCAGGACUAUGCGGUCACCAAAGAUUGGGAUAGUGCUGUACUUGGCAACGAGACCUUGUUGGAUACAGCUUCAAGAUUUGUCCUUGCAGCUCUUUUGAAGCACACUAGUUUACUCAAUCAAGUAUGUGGGGAGAGCAGAUACCAACCUAGUAAAGCACUUGCAGAAAUAUAUCGUUGCGUUUACAAGGUCCGUAACAGAUUACUAGCAUGUAAAAACAUGGAGCUUAUCCAGACACAGUCACCUUCCAAUGAAAGGAGGUUGUCGGAGAAUAAAGAGUCAACAGAUGCUGACCUUCAGGAGCAAUCUUUCACUCGCACCAUUGAUGAAGAAGCUGAGAUGGAAGAGCAAGCAGAUCGGGAUCGUGAAGAUGAGCACCAGGGACAAGAGGAGGAAGAGGAAGAAAGGGAACAAGAGGUCAUGACUGCCGGAAAAAUCUUUCAAUGUUUCCUAUCAGCCCGUGAAGUUGCCCGCGGCCGUGACCGGGAGAGAUUGAGCAGCACGCCUGGAAUCGGCACGGGUCCCGCUGUCCGGCUGGACGAUCCACCAUCUCAGCUGAGAGAAGAGCGGCGAGUCAGCACUGGGCUUGCAGAAGGACAGGACCAUUACACAGCAGCGUGCAACUCUGUUAUUCAUCGCUGUACACUGCUUAUUCUGGGAGUCACCCCGGCCAUACAAGAGUUGCACCAAAAGGACGAGGGGCUAAAAGGAAAUGGUAUUUCCGGAGUUAUUGACGGACUUGGUUUUAUGACCAGGAGUGAAAGCUUGACAGCAGAAACCCAUUCCGUGCAAUCAAAUUCUACCUAUAAACUGACUAAAUCAAGAAGUGAAUCAGACUUGUCUCAGCCCGACUCAGACGAGGAAGUCUGUGCUUUUAACUCCAGAAGAAAUGUGGAUAUGGAUUUAACAUCAGUUCAACGAAAACGUGGACCUCCUUAUAGCACCGAUUCCCUGAGAACUUCUUGGACGUGGCUGAAAUACAGUAGAGAUGCAUCCUAUGAUACUUCCCCCUUGUCUAAUACAGUGGAAUUUGAUUUGAACCAGUCAUUCGGAAUUCACGCCUUUAUUGAUAAUGUGGUUAAUUUUGUGAGUGGAGGCGUUGGCACUUCCCCAGCUUUUAAAGAGCCCGAAGAAAAUAUGUCCUCCAAUCCUCAAGCCAUCAUCAUUGCAAUGGAACAGCAGCAGAUGAGGUCUGAGCUUCGACUGGCAUCGCUUCAUCAAAUCCUGGUGUUGCUUUCUGGAAUGGAGGAAAAGGGCAGCCAGUUUGCAGGAAGCAGUUGCCUGGCAUCAUGGUUCCACUCUGCUUCUUUGCUCACUUCAGUCCGACUGCAAUUUCUUGCAGGAUGCUUUGGCCUGGGCACAGUCGGAAAUAUAGAAAUCAACGGUGAAAGUGUUCAACUGCAUCACUAUCAGGAUGGCAUAAGAGCUGCUAAGAGAACCAUUCAGAUGGACAUCCAGGAUGCAGUUCACAAGAUCUACCAGCAGCUGUCUGCUAUUCUUGAGCGGGCUUUACAGGCAAACAAGCACCACAUUGGAGCACAACAACGCCUUUUACUGGUGACAGUUUUUGCACUUAGUGUGCGUUAUCACCCUGUAGAUGUCUCCUUGGCAAUCUCCAGUGGCUUGUUGAAUGUAUUGUCCCAGUUGUGUGGCACCGAUACUAUGCUGGGACAGCCACUGCAGUUGUUACAAAAGCCCGGCAUUUCACAGCUCAGCACAGCGUUAAAGGUAGCCAGCACCAGAUUACUUCAGAUUCUAGCCAUUACCACAGGAACGUACGCAGACAAGCUGAGCCCGAAGGUGGUUCAGUCCCUGUUGGAUCUGCUGUGCAGUCAGCUGAAGAACCUGCUCUCCCAGGCUGGAGUGCAGCUAACACCCUUGCACGGAAACAGAGAGAACAAACUGGAUGACACUGGCGAGACUGAGGAUGCAAAGGAUUUUCGAGCAAUUCUUCGGAAGCAGCACACUGCUGAGCUGCAGCUGGGGGAUUUUCUUGUUUUCCUACGCAGAGUUGUGUCUUCAAAGGCUAUUCAGUCGAAAAUGGCCUCGCCUAAAUGGACGGAAGUGCUACUUAACAUUGCGGCUCAGAAGUAUUUUUCAGGUGUCCCACUGGCUGGCAACCUCAGAACCAGAUUGCUGGCCCUUCAUGUUCUGGAGGCAGUGUUGCCUGCCUGUGAGUCGAGUGUAGAAGACGAUCAGAUGAUACAGGUGGUGGAACACCUAUUCUUGCUCAUCUCUAAUUGCAUGUGGGAGGCCCCCAUUUCCCAGGCAAAACACACAAUUCAGGUCAAGGAGAAGGAGCAGCCAACAAAACUACAGAAGCAAGGAGAAAUAGAAGAAGAAGACGAAAAUCUUCCUAUCCAAGAAGUAUCCUUUGAUCCUGAGAAAACUCAGUGUUGUGCGGUGGAGAAUGGACAAGUACUGACCCAUGGGAGUGGUGGAAAGGGCUAUGGUCUCGCAUCGACUGGCAUUGCUUCUGGAUGCUAUCAGUGGAAGUUUUAUAUAGUGAAGGAGAAUCGAGGUAAUGAAGGCACGUGUGUUGGAGUAUCACGCUGGCCUGUGCAUGAUUUCAACCAUCGGACUACCUCGGACAUGUGGCUGUACAGGGCUUACAGCGGUAAUCUUUACCACAAUGGUGAACAGACACUGACUCUCUUCAGCUUUACACAAGGAGACCACAUAACAUGCGUCCUCGACAUGGAGGCCAGGACAAUCUCAUUUGGGAAAAACGGAGAGGAACCUAAGUUAGCGUUUGAAGAUGUGGAUGCAGCAGAGUUGUACCCUUGUGUCAUGUUCUACAGCAGUAAUCCUGGUGAAAAGGUGAAAAUAUGUGAGAUGCAAAUGCGGGGAACGCCCAGAGAUCUACUUCCCGGCGAUCCUAUCUGUAGCCCUGUGGCUACCGUGCUGGCCGAGGCCACCAUCCAACUCAUCCGCAUUUUGCAUCGUACCGAUAAGUGGACUCGCUGUAUAAACAAAAACAUGAUGGAUCGUUUACAGAAAGUCAAAUCGUGCAUUAAAGAUGUCAGCCAGAAACUGAAGAAGAGCCGUUCUGUGCAAAGCAGAGAGGAGCAUGAAAUGAAGGAAGAGAGUAAGGAGGAUGAAAAGGGCAAGCACAGCAAGCAUGGCUUGACAGAGCUGACAGAAAUCCAGCUGCGGACUCUCUGCACUGAGGUAUGGCCGGUGCUGGCAGUAAUCGGCGGUGUGGACACAGGUCUACGGGUUGGAGGCAGGUGCAUUCACAAGCAAACAGGAAGACAUGCUACUCUUUUAGGUGUGGUCAAGGAAGGGAGCACUUCAGCCAAGGUGCAGUGGGAUGAUGCUGAAAUAACAAUAAGCUUCCCAACUUCUUGGUCACCCAGUGACACGCCACUCUACAACCUGGAGCCCUGUGAUCCACUGCCGUUUGAUGUGUCGCGUUUCCGUGGGUUGACUGCUUCGCUGCUGCUAGAUCUCAUGUAUCUAACUGGCAUCCAUGAAGAUGGAACCAAACAGAGUGCGAGAAGACAUGAGAAAAAACACAGGCAUGAAUCUGAAGAGAAAGCAGAAGUGGAGCAGAAACCUGAGGCCGACUCUACAAAAGAAGCCAUUGAUCAGCGAGCAAUAACUCAAUCAUCUGAGGAAACUAAGGGUUUUAUGCAAUGUGGUGCUUCCAGUUCUCGAUCAGAAAAUGAUAUUUCAACUUGCACUAUGGACUCUGUACAUCUCAGUUUAGAUUCUCAUCAGCAUUUUCUCGAGGGAAAACGAAAACUGCACGAGCACUUGCUCCGAAAUCACGACUUAGUUCAGUCAGAAAUCCGAGCAGUUCAGUUGUCUUACCUGUAUCUUGGUGCUAUGAAGACACUUAGUGCACUGCUGAGCUGCAGUAAGUAUGCAGAGCUGCUGCUGAUCCCGAAGGUUUUAACUGAGAAUGGCCACAACUCGGACUGUGCUGGCUCCCCGGUUAUUCAGGAUGACGUUGAGAUGAGAUCUGCGCUCCAGUUCCUGAUGCGCCACAUGGUGAAACGGGCCGUCAUGCGAUCGCCAAUUAAGAGAGCUUUGGGGCUGUCUGAUCUGGAGCGUGCACAGGCCGUGAUUUACAAACUGAUUGUGAGCUCCUUGCUGGACGAUCACUGUGGCGGAAAAGCUAAACAAGAUGUCUGCCAACAGCCUGAGGAAAUGGACACAGCUGUGCAGGCUCAAACACCCGUUACUACCAGCCCGUCUGCUUCCAGCACCACUUCGUUCAUGAGCAGUUCUCUUGAAGACACCACCACUGCUACCACCCCUGUCACUGACACAGAAACUGUGCCUGCCUCAGAAUCACCAAGUGUAAUGCCACUCAGCCUUUUACGCCAAAUGUUCUCCAGUUACCCAACUACUACCUUGCUGCCCACUCGACGGGCACAAACUCCACCCAUGUCUUCCUUGCCAACCUCACCUACGGAAGAGGUGGGUAGACGUCAAAGCCUCACGUCACCAGACUCGCAGCCAACCCGACCAACAAACCGAACAGCUUCAUCUGAUCCUAGUAGCAGACUGUCAACGUCACCACCACCACCACCCAUUGCUGUUCCUCUUUUGGAAAUGGGUUUCUCCCUCCGGCAGAUUACAAAAGCCAUGGAAGCCACGGGGGCUAGAGGAGAGGCAGAUGCCCAGAACAUCACUGUGUUGGCCAUGUGGAUGAUUGAGCACCCUGGCACGGAAGAGGAUGACGAGCCACAGUCGACAGUCCCUACAGAUUCAUGCUUUGGGGCAACUGCUUCAGGCAAUGGGGACAAGGCCAGAGACCAAGGCUUCCUGCAGUCACCUGAAAUACCUGCUGCUGAUGCCACUGAAGCAGAAGAGGGUUUCAGUGAGGGCCCUGAUGGACUGGAUCUUGAGGAGAACGGAUCAUCGGCCAGUGUGCCUUCUUCCCGAAGCCGUUCCACUGUCACUCGGAGGCAAAAGUUUGAGUUGGCAGCUCGGACAUUGUUGGCGCGUGCAGGUGAUUCAAGUAUUCCUACACAGAAAACUCAAGACCAUCUGUGGCUUCGACUAACUGGAGAAGCAGGUUUGUAUCGUUCAGUUCAGGCUCAUCGAAAUCAAAGCCGACGCGAGGGGACGUCAGUACCACAGGAUCCAGGUGCCCUCUAUGACUUCAGCCUUGAUGAGGAAUUGGAGAUUGACCUGGACGAUGAAGCAAUGGAAGCCAUGUUUGGUCAGGACUUUGCGAGUGACAGUGAUAUAUUGGGAAUGUGGAUUCCAGAGGUAUUGGACUGGCCGACAUGGCAUGUUUGUGAGUCUGACGAACGAGACGAAUUGGUCAUCUGUGAACUUUGCGAUGCCAAUGUUACGCAGUUUAACCAUCACAUGAAGAAAAACCACCCCGGCUGUGGACGGAGUGCCAAUCGGCAGGGCUACCGCAGCAAUGGCUCUUACGUUGAUGGGUGGUUUGGUGGGGAGUGCGGGAGCGGCAAUCCAUAUUAUCUCUUGUGCAGCAGCUGCAGAGACAAGUACCUUGCGACAAAGAGCAAGACAAAAGUCCCAGUUUCAGAAAGAUACAAAGGCCAGGCACCUGAUCUGAUAGGCAAGCAAGAGAGCAUCUAUGAAGAAGACUGGGACAUGUUGGACCUUGAUGAAGAUGAGAAACUGACCGGAGAGGAAGAGUUUGAAAUGUUAGCGGGGCCUCUUGGCCUGAGUGAUCGCCGAAUCGUACCCGAGCCUGUGCAGUUUCCGGACAGUGAUCCACUGGGAGCAUCUGUCGCCAUGGUAACAGCAGCCAACAGUAUGGAAGAGACUCUCAUACAAAUAGGUUGCCUUGGGUCGGUAGAUAAAUAUUCAUCGGGUCGGAUAACGCUUGGAGAACAGGCGGCUGCCCUGCUCAACCCACACGACCGGGUCAUGGCCCUGAGGAGAGUGACGGCGGCAGCACAGGUUCUUCUCGCCAGGACCAUGGUGAUGAGAGCUCUCUCAUUGCUCUCCGUCAGUGGCUCUAGUUGCAGUCUGGCAGCAGGUCUGGAGUCCUUGGGAUUAACUGAUAUCAAGACCCUGGUCCGAUUGAUGUGCCUGGCUGCAGCGGGCCGAGCAGGUCUCACCCCGAGUCCAGGGACCACCAGUCUUUCAGAACGCCCGCGUGGAGCUCACAGAAAAAUCAACAAGCCAAUCUCCUGCCUGGCCUACUUGAGCACUGCAGUUGGCUGCUUAGCUUCCAACAGUCCAAGUGCGGCCAAGUUGCUUGUGCAGCUCUGCACACAGAACUUGAUCUCGGCAGCGACAGGUAUGAAUCUCACAACCAUAGAUGAUCCCAUUCAGAGAAAGUUUCUCCCCAGUUUCCUUCGAGGCAUUGCUGAGGAAAAUAAGCUUGUGACCUCGCCAAACUUUGUUGUGACUCAAGCAUUGGUGGCACUGCUCGCUGACAAGGGUGCAAAACUGAGACCAACCUACGACAAGGCAGAGAUGGAGAAAAGAGGUUUUAUUGCCCAUUUGUAUGCCCAUCCUUCCUAUGAUCCUUCUGCUGUAGGCCCUCUGGAACUGGCUAAUGCCUUAGCAGCUUGCUGCCUCUCCUCUAGACUAUCUUCCCAGCACAGACAGUGGGUUGCUCAGCAGCUCGUCCGGACUCUAGCAGCACACGACCGUGAUAACCAAAGCAAACCGCAGACAUUUGCGGACAUGUCGGGGGACCUUCGCAAAUGUCCAUUCAUCAAGCUGGAAGCACAUCAGAAUAGGGUAAUUACUUGUGAAUGGUGCAAUAAAAAAGGUCUCCUCGCAACGAGUGCCAAUGAUGGAACUGUUAGAGUGUGGAGUGUCACUAAAAAUCAUUACACUUUACAGCAAACCUGUAUUUUCAACAAAUCAGAAGUUAGUGCAGAAGACCUGGGCUCCCUGGGAUCACCUUGUGAUCCGAAUUUGUCCCUUGUUUGCUGGAGCGUCAGUGGAAAAUACAUUGCAGCGGCAUUGGAGAAGGUGGUCAACAUCUGGCAAAUCACUGGAGGCAAGGGGCUUUUGGACGUCCAGCCACACUGGGUUUCUGCUCUUGCUUGGCCUGAAGAAGGUCCCGUGGCAAGCUGGGCAGGUGACACUUUAGAAGUUCUACUGGUGGGGCGAAUGGAUGGAAGUCUGGGGCUGAUUGAGGUGGUAGACUCCUGUACCAUGCACCGGGUCGAGCUCGAACAUUGCUACAGGAAGGAUGUUGCUGUCAUGGCCAUCGCGUGGUAUAGUGAGGACAAGCCAUUUGCGGUGGGAUACGCAGAUGGGAAACUGCUGAUUGGCACCAAGGAACCUCUGGAGAAGGGAACAGUUGUUAUGAUUGAUGCACACAAGGAAAGUAUCGCUUGUAUAAAGUGGGACCCAUUAGGACAGUUGCUUAUGAGCUGUGCCAAAGAAACCACCGUCAAACUAUGGAGCUUUGCGGGCGACAGCUGGAAUUGUCUAUACAAGCUGCCUCAUCCAGCAUUGGUGAAUAACGUCACUUGGUGCAGUCUUCUGGGAAAGGGAUUCAAGUUGCGCCUCAUGUUGGCCAGUGGUUGUCAGAAUGGUUUGGUGUGUGUCUGGACUGUUCCCCAGGAUGUUUCCAAAAUAUCACUGUCCGCUUCCAGCAGCUCUGAAGAAUGGUGGGAGCAAGGAACAAAGAGCCAAAUAAAGAAUUUGAAGAGUGGAUAUAGGAAAGCUGAGGAGGCAACGUGCAUCUACCAACUGAAAGGGCACCUCACUCCAGUUAGAAGUGUUUGCUUCAACUCUGAUGGGCUGGUCUUGGUGUCGGGAGGACUUGGUGGGCUGAUGAACAUUUGGUCACUUAGGGAUGGCAGUGUGCUGCAGAGUGUGGUUACAGGAUCUGGUGCUAUUCAGAACAUUGCCUGCAUCCCUGACGUUGGUGUUGUGGCUUGCUCCAGUAGAUCAAAGGAUGUGCUGGUGGUGAACUGCACCAAUGAAUGGAUAGCUGGCAACCAUGUUUUAGCAACGUGUAGAACUUCACUGAAGAAACAAGGAGUUAUUGGACUAAACAUGGCCCCGUGCAUGAGGACCUUUCUUGAAAGGUUACCAAUCAUGUUGCAGGAGCAAUAUGCCUAUGAAAAGCCUCAUGUUAUCUGUGGAGACCAACUUAUCCAUAGUCCGUACAUGCAAUGUUUAGCAUCGCUGGCUGUAGGCCUUCAACUCGAUCAACUCUUAUGUAACCCACCAAUACCACCUCAUCAUGCCGGUUGUCUACCUGACCCUUCCACCUGGAACUCCUCCGAGUGGUCCUGGUUGGAAUGUUUCUCCACCACUGUUAAGGCUGCAGAGGCAUUAGCAAAAGGAGCAGCGUUGCCAGAAUGCUUCACUGUCCCAGACCUUGAACCAGUACCGGAGGAUGAGCUGGCACAUGUGAUGGACAACAGUAAAUGGUUCACUGGAAUGGAUGAACAGAUUAUGUCCUGGGCAACAUCCCGGCCAGAGGACUGGCACCUUGGUGGAAAAUGUGACGUUUAUCUUUGGGGAGCAGGACGCCAUGGGCAGUUAGCAGAAGCUGGAAGAAAUGUUAUGAUACCAACUGGUGCACCUUCGUUUUCACAAGCUCAGCAGGUUAUUUGUGGGCAGAAUUGUACUUUUGUCAUCCAGGCUAACGGGACUGUGAUGGCGUGUGGGGAAGGAAGCUAUGGUCGCCUUGGACAGGGGAAUUCAGACGACCUUCACGUCUUAACCGUCAUUUCGGCACUCCAAGGUUUUGUGGUGACGCAGUUGGUGACUUCCUGUGGAUCUGAUGGCCACUCGAUGGCACUGACGGAAAGUGGGGAGGUCUUCAGUUGGGGUGAUGGGGAUUACGGCAAGCUGGGCCACGGAAACAGUGACCGGCAGCGCAGACCGCGACAAAUCGAGGCACUGCAGGGCGAAGAGGUUGUCCAGAUGUCAUGCGGCUUUAAGCAUUCAGCAGUGGUUACGGCAGAUGGCAAGUUGUUCACCUUUGGAAAUGGAGACUAUGGACGUUUAGGACUCGGUAACACAUCCAACAAAAAGCUGCCGGAGAGAGUGGCAGCAUUGGAGGGUUAUCAAGUCGGACAGGUUGCAUGCGGUUUAAAUCACACAUUAGCCGUCUCUGCUGAUGGCAUGAUGGUUUGGGCCUUUGGUGACGGAGAUUACGGAAAGCUGGGCCUCGGCAACUCGACGGCCAAGUCUUCUCCACAGAAAGUAGAUGUUUUGUGCGGAAUAGCAAUCAAGAAGGCUGCGUGUGGCACACAGUUUUCUGUUACCUUGACAAAAGAUGGCCAUGUGUACACCUUUGGCCAAGACCGCUUGAUAGGGUUGCCAGAAGGUCGUGCCCGCAACCACAACAGACCUCAACUGGUACCUGCUCUGAAUGGCGUGUUCAUUGAGGACAUCGUGGUGGGCGCUGAGCACACACUGGGUCUCUCCUCAUCCGGAGAUGUUUAUGGAUGGGGCAGCAACUCGGAAGGGCAGCUGGGUCUGGGCCACACCAAUCAUGUGAGAGAGCCCACUUUAAUCACAGCCCUCCAGGGGAAGGGCAUUCGGCAGAUCUCAGCGGGCCGGUGCCACAGUGUGGCGUGGACGGCCCCUCCUGUACCCCCCAGAGCACCAGGCGUAUCGGUUCCUCUGCAAUUAGGUCUGCCAGACUCUAUCCCGCCACAAUUCAGUUCACUGAAGGAAGUAUCUAUUGAAACCAUCAGGGCCAGGCUACGAUUGCUGUACCACUUCUCUGACCUUAUGUACUCUUCAUGGAGGUUACUUAAUCUCAGUCCCAACAAUCAGAAUAGUACAUCGCACUACAAUGCUGGAACAUGGGGAAUAGUCCAAGGACAACUGAGACCUUUACUUGCACCGAGGGUUUAUACUCUUCCCAUGGUGCGCUCCAUAGGAAAGACAAUGGUCCAAGGCAAAAACUAUGGUCCUCAGAUCACUGUGAAAAGGAUAUCUACCAGAGGCCGGAAGUGUAAACCUAUCUUCGUUCAGAUCGCGAGACAAGUGGUCAAGCUGAAUGCGUCGGAUCUGCGAUUACCUUCUCGUGCUUGGAAGGUGAAGCUGGUGGGGGAGGGUGCCGAUGAUGCUGGUGGAGUAUUUGACGAUACCAUCACAGAGAUAUGUCAGGAGCUUGAAAUGGGGAUUGUUGACCUGCUGAUUCCUACUCCAAAUGUGACGGCUGAAGUAGGCUAUAAUAGAGACAGGUUCCUUCUUAACCCUUCGACUUGUUCAGAAGAGCACCUGCUGCAGUUCAAGUUUCUGGGCAUUCUUAUGGGUGUUGCCAUUCGCACAAAGAAACCACUGGAUCUCCACUUGGCCCCGAUGGUAUGGAAGCAGCUUUGCUGUAUUCCACUCUCGUUAGAAGAUCUUGAAGAGGUGGAUUUGCUCUAUGUACAAACUCUGAACAGCAUUCUUCACAUUGAAGAUAGCGGAAUUACUGAGGAGAAUUUCCAUGAGAUGAUACCUCUUGAUUCAUUUGUGGGGCAAAGUGCUGACGGCAAAAUGGUUCCCAUAAUCCCAGGUGGAAACAGCAUCCCGCUCACCUUUUCCAAUCGGAAGGAGUAUGUGGACAGGGCCGUCGAGUAUCGGUUGCACGAAAUUGAUCGUCAAGUGGCUGCCGUUCGAGAGGGGAUGUCUUGGAUCAUUCCUGUCCCACUACUGUCUCUCCUCACUGCUAAACAGUUGGAACAGAUGGUUUGUGGGCUGCCGGAAAUCUCUGUCGAAGUCCUGAAGAAAGUAGUGCGUUACCGGGAGGUGGAUGAGCAGCAUCAGCUGGCGCAGUGGUUCUGGAAGACGUUAGAGGAAUUCUCCAACGAAGAGAGAGUCCUCUUCAUGCGCUUUGUGUCGGGCAGAUCCCGCUUGCCAGCCAACACGGCGGACAUCUCACAGCGGUUUCAGAUUAUGAAGGUUGACAGGCCUUACGACAGUUUGCCUACCUCACAAACCUGCUUCUUCCAGCUGCGGCUGCCCCCGUACUCCAGCCAGUCCGUCAUGGCUGAAAGACUGCGCUACGCUAUCAACAACUGCAGGUCCAUCGACAUGGACAACUACAUGUUGUCCCGCAAUGUGGACAACACAGAAGGCUCCGACACAGAUUACUGAUACUCCGAACAAAGACUACUGCACUGGGAGCUACAGUGAGUGAGCCUUCUGCUAGUGUAUGUGAAAGUGACUACUGCAGUUUAGUGAGAAGCCCAGAAAAUUUUAAUUGUAUAUGUACUUGAAGAAAAAUGAAUGUGAUUGACAAAUGUUAUUGUUUGAAUUUUAAUUUCAACUAUAAACAGGUUUAAGAAACAAAAAUGCAAUUCUCCUCCUGGUUUUUGUUCCUUUUUUGUUCCGUUUUGGAUAAGUUUGCAUGGAGAUAAUUUGAUGCAUUACUGAGAAUGGUAUAAAUGAUCCCUCCCAGCGUUAGAGGGCUACAAAAUUAAAGUUGAAACGAAAAUGUACAUUGUGUAUAAUUGUUCACGAGGGAGAGCAAUUUUACAUAAAUAUUCUUAUAUUUAUUUUUGUUUUCUUUUGAAUUGCCUGUGCUGAGUUUCCCAUCAGACGUACAUCAGAAGAAUAAAACAUUAAUUUAAAGCCA